Molecule: messenger RNA, 9959 nt
Organism: Saimiri boliviensis boliviensis (Bolivian squirrel monkey)
Lineage: Eukaryota; Metazoa; Chordata; Mammalia; Primates; Cebidae
Source: RefSeq, a predicted model, not a curated record
GCCGCCAUAUUGACGAGGACGGGUAUCCGCGGCUGCGGACGCCAGUCUCCGCCGCCGCCGGAGCCGCAACCUCUCUGCACCCGGCCCCGUUAGGGCCUCUGCCGCGCCGAGCCCCUCCCCGCCUUGCACAGCUCCCAGGCCUCGCGGGAGCCCGCCGCCGCCGCCGCCUCUCUCUCACGGGAGGCGGCCGCCUUAGCGCCCGGUGCUCGGGUCGGCGCCGGGAGUGAGGACCGAGCUGCUGCAAAGCGACCAGGCCCAGAGCGGGGACAGAGGCGGCGACUAGGGGAAGGUGAAGCCGUCGCUGCAGGAGGAGGAGCUGGAGGAGGUGACGCAGGAGAAACGCACCGCCCGGAGCCGUCUGAGCUCAGCGAGAGCCCCAGUGUGAGGGGAGAAGGGGGAAGAGGGCCGUCGCCGGCCGAGGAGGAGGAGGAGGAGGCGGGCGCGGCGAGGAGCGAGUUCCGGCACCGGUGUGCAGCCUCCUUGUUGAGACGCCCGGAGCCCGGAGCCCGGCAGCCGCAGCCUUUCGAUACACUUUGUUACCCGUCACCCGGGCCUGGGAUGCACCCAGGGUAGGUCUUGUCCCGGGACCGAGCCCCACCGUCGCCUGCUGCCUCCCGCCUCCGCGUGCCCUGGUUCUGAGAAGGCGUCUGUGUCGUGCGGUUAUGCAAUGGUCUCUGCAAGAUGGUUUAUUCUUGAAUUGGACCUUUUUAAGACUGACAAAUGCUGGUACUUCAUCUUCUAUAAGUGGACUAUAAUUUCUUUUCUCAAGACAACUACAUAAGCAGACAAAAUUGCAAAGAUCUGCCCUGUGUCGAGUAUGACAGCCACGACUCGUGGCUCUCCGGUCGGAGGGAAUGACAACCAGGGCCAGGCUCCUGAUGGACAGUCUCAGCCCCCCCUCCAACAGAAUCAGACUUCAUCGCCUGAUUCUUCCAAUGAAAAUUCCCCGGCAACUCCCCCAGAUGAGCAAGGUCAAGGUGAUGCCCCACCACAGCUUGAAGAUGAGGAACCUGCAUUUCCACAUACUGACUUGGCCAAGUUGGAUGACAUGAUCAACAGGCCUCGAUGGGUAGUUCCAGUUUUGCCGAAAGGGGAAUUAGAAGUGCUUUUAGAAGCCGCUAUUGAUCUUAGUAAAAAAGGGCUUGAUGUUAAAAGUGAAGCAUGUCAGCGAUUUUUCCGAGAUGGGCUAACAAUAUCAUUCACUAAAAUCCUUACAGAUGAAGCAGUGAGUGGCUGGAAGUUUGAAAUUCAUAGGUGUAUUAUUAACAAUACUCAUCGUCUGGUGGAGCUAUGUGUGGCCAAGUUGUCCCAGGACUGGUUUCCACUUUUAGAACUUCUUGCCAUGGCCUUAAAUCCUCAUUGCAAAUUCCAUAUCUACAAUGGUACACGUCCAUGUGAAUCGGUUUCCUCAAGUGUUCAGCUGCCUGAAGAUGAACUCUUUGCUCGUUCUCCAGACCCUCGAUCACCAAAGGGUUGGCUAGUGGAUCUUCUCAACAAAUUUGGCACUCUAAAUGGGUUCCAGAUUUUACAUGAUCGUUUUAUUAAUGGAUCAGCAUUAAACGUUCAAAUAAUUGCAGCCCUUAUUAAACCAUUUGGGCAAUGCUAUGAGUUUCUCACUCUUCAUACAGUGAAAAAAUACUUUCUUCCAAUAAUAGAAAUGGUUCCACAGUUUUUAGAAAACUUAACUGAUGAAGAACUGAAAAAAGAAGCAAAGAAUGAAGCCAAAAAUGAUGCUCUUUCAAUGAUUAUUAAAUCGUUGAAGAAUUUAGCUUCAAGAGUUCCAGGACAAGAAGAAACUGUUAAAAACUUAGAAAUAUUUAGGUUAAAAAUGAUACUUAGAUUAUUACAAAUUUCUUCUUUCAAUGGAAAGAUGAAUGCACUGAAUGAAGUUAAUAAGGUGAUAUCUAGUGUAUCAUACUAUACCCAUCGGCAUGGUAAUCCUGAGGAGGAAGAGUGGCUCACAGCUGAACGAAUGGCGGAAUGGAUACAGCAGAACAAUAUCUUAUCCAUAGUGUUGCGAGAUAGUCUUCAUCAACCACAGUAUGUAGAAAAGCUAGAGAAGAUUCUUCGUUUUGUCAUCAAAGAAAAAGCUCUGACCUUACAGGAUCUUGAUAAUAUCUGGGCAGCACAGGCAGGAAAACAUGAAGCCAUUGUGAAGAAUGUACAUGAUCUCCUGGCAAAAUUGGCAUGGGAUUUUUCUCCUGAACAACUUGAUCAUCUUUUUGAUUGUUUUAAGGCCAGUUGGACAAAUGCAAGUAAAAAGCAACGUGAAAAGCUACUUGAGCUAAUACGUCGUCUUGCAGAAGAUGAUAAAGAUGGUGUGAUGGCACACAAAGUGUUAAACCUUUUGUGGAAUCUGGCCCACAGUGAUGAUGUGCCUGUAGAUAUCAUGGACCUGGCUCUCAGUGCCCACAUAAAAAUACUAGAUUACAGUUGCUCCCAGGACCGUGAUACACAAAAGAUCCAAUGGAUAGAUCGCUUUAUAGAAGAACUUCGCACAAAUGACAAAUGGGUUAUUCCCGCACUGAAACAGAUUAGAGAAAUUUGUAGUUUGUUUGGUGAAGCGCCUCAAAAUUUGAGUUCUUCUCGUUUCAGUCAAACUCAGCGAAGUCCUCAUGUGUUUUAUCGCCAUGACUUAAUCAAUCAACUUCAACACAAUCAUGCCCUAGUUACUUUGGUAGCAGAAAACCUUGCAACUUACAUGGAAAGCAUGAGACUGUAUGCUAGAGACCAUGAAGAUUAUGACCCACAAACUGUGAGGCUGGGAAGUAGAUACAGUCAUGUUCAAGAAGUUCAGGAACGGCUUAACUUCCUUAGAUUUUUAUUGAAGGAUGGCCAACUGUGGCUAUGUGCCCCUCAGGCAAAACAAAUAUGGAAAUGCUUAGCUGAGAAUGCAGUUUACCUUUGUGAUCGUGAAGCCUGUUUUAAGUGGUAUUCCAAAUUGAUGGGAGAUGAACCAGACUUAGAUCCUGAUAUUAAUAAGGACUUCUUUGAAAGUAAUGUGCUUCAACUUGAUCCUUCUCUGUUAACUGAAAACGGAAUGAAGUGUUUUGAGCGAUUCUUCAAAGCUGUGAAUUGUCGAGAAGGAAAACUAGUAGCAAAAAGGAGAGCCUAUAUGAUGGAUGACUUGGAGUUAAUAGGAUUAGAUUACCUUUGGAGGGUUGUGAUUCAAAGUAAUGAUGAUAUUGCCAGCAGAGCUAUAGAUCUCCUCAAAGAGAUAUACACAAACCUUGGUCCAAGACUACAAGUCAAUCAGGUGGUGAUCCAUGAAGACUUCAUUCAGUCUUGUUUUGAUCGUCUGAAAGCCUCCUAUGACACGUUGUGUGUUUUGGAUGGUGACAAAGACAGUGUUAAUUGUGCAAGACAGGAAGCUGUUCGAAUGGUUCGAGUAUUAACUGUUUUAAGGGAAUAUAUAAAUGAAUGUGACAGUGAUUAUCAUGAGGAAAGAACAAUUCUCCCCAUGUCAAGAGCAUUCCGCGGUAAACACCUCUCUUUUGUAGUUCGAUUUCCAAACCAGGGCAGACAGGUUGAUGACUUGGAGGUAUGGUCUCAUACAAAUGAUACAAUUGGUUCAGUACGACGAUGUAUUCUCAAUCGUAUUAAAGCCAACGUAGCCCAUACAAAAAUUGAGCUCUUUGUGGGCGGUGAGCUGAUAGAUCCUGCAGAUGAUAGAAAGUUGAUUGGACAAUUAAACUUAAAAGAUAAAUCGCUUAUUACAGCCAAACUUACACAAAUAAGUUCCAAUAUGCCUUCAAGCCCUGAUAGCUCUUCUGAUUCUUCUACUGGAUCUCCUGGAAACCAUGGUAAUCAUUACAGUGAUGGUCCCAAUCCAGAAGUGGAAAGCUGUUUGCCUGGAGUGAUAAUGUCACUGCAUCCCAGAUACAUCUCUUUUCUUUGGCAAGUUGCAGACUUAGGUAGCAGCCUAAAUAUGCCACCCCUUAGAGAUGGAGCAAGAGUACUUAUGAAACUUAUGCCGCCAGAUAGCACAACGAUAGAAAAAUUAAGAGCUAUUUGUUUAGACCAUGCCAAACUUGGAGAAAGCAGCCUUAGUCCGUCUCUUGACUCACUUUUCUUUGGUCCUUCAGCCUCACAAGUGCUAUAUCUAACAGAGGUAGUCUAUGCCUUGUUAAUGCCUGCUGGUGCACCUCUGACUGAUGAUUCCUCUGAUUUUCAGUUUCAUUUCUUGAAAAGUGGUGGCCUACCCCUUGUACUGAGUAUGCUAACCAGAAAUAACUUCCUACCAAAUGCAGAUAUGGAAACUCGAAGGGGUGCCUACCUCAAUGCUCUUAAAAUAGCCAAGCUUUUGCUAACUGCCAUUGGCUAUGGUCACGUUCGAGCUGUGGCAGAAGCUUGUCAACCAGGUGUAGAAGGUGUGAAUCCCAUGACACCGGUCAACCAGGUUACCCAUGAUCAAGCAGUGGUGCUACAAAGUGCCCUUCAGAGCAUUCCUAAUCCAUCAUCCGAGUGCAUGCUUAGAAAUGUGUCAGUUCGUCUUGCUCAGCAGAUAUCUGAUGAGGCUUCAAGAUAUAUGCCUGAUAUUUGUGUAAUUAGAGCUAUACAAAAAAUUAUCUGGGCAUCAGGAUGUGGGUCAUUACAGCUAGUAUUUAGCCCAAAUGAAGAAAUCACUAAAAUUUAUGAGAAGACCAAUGCAGGCAAUGAGCCAGACUUGGAAGACGAACAGGUUUGCUGUGAAGCAUUGGAAGUGAUGACCUUAUGUUUUGCCUUGAUUCCAACAGCCUUAGAUGCUCUUAGUAAAGAAAAGGCUUGGCAGACAUUCAUCAUUGACUUACUAUUGCACUGUCACAGCAAAACUGUUCGUCAGGUGGCACAGGAGCAGUUCUUUUUAAUGUGCACCAGAUGUUGCAUGGGACACCGGCCUCUACUUUUCUUCAUUACUCUACUCUUUACUGUUUUGGGGAGCACAGCAAGAGAGAGAGCUAAACAUUCAGGCGACUACUUUACUCUUUUAAGACACCUUCUUAAUUAUGCUUACAAUAGUAAUAUUAAUGUACCCAAUGCUGAAGUUCUUCUCAAUAAUGAAAUUGAUUGGCUAAAAAGAAUUAGGGAUGAUGUUAAAAGAACAGGAGAGACGGGUAUUGAAGAAACGAUCUUAGAGGGCCACCUUGGAGUGACAAAGGAGUUACUGGCCUUUCAAACUUCUGAGAAAAAAUUUCAUAUUGGUUGUGAAAAAGGAGGUGCUAAUCUCAUUAAAGAAUUAAUUGAUGAUUUCAUAUUUCCUGCAUCCAAUGUUUACCUACAGUAUAUGAGAAAUGGAGAGCUCCCAGCCGAACAGGCUAUUCCAGUUUGUGGUUCACCACCUACAAUUAAUGCUGGUUUUGAAUUACUUGUAGCAUUAGCUGUUGGCUGUGUGAGGAAUCUCAAACAAAUAGUAGAUUCUUUGACUGAAAUGUAUUACAUUGGCACAGCAAUAACCACUUGUGAAGCACUUACUGAGUGGGAAUAUCUGCCACCUGUUGGGCCCCGCCCACCCAAAGGAUUUGUGGGGCUGAAAAAUGCCGGUGCUACUUGUUACAUGAAUUCUGUGAUUCAGCAACUCUACAUGAUUCCUUCCAUUAGGAAUGGUAUUCUUGCAAUUGAAGGCACAGGUAGUGAUGUAGAUGAUGAUAUGUCUGGGGAUGAGAAGCAGGACAAUGAGAGCAAUGUCGAUCCCAGGGAUGAUGUAUUUGGAUAUCCUCAACAAUUUGAAGAUAAACCAGCAUUAAGUAAAACUGAAGAUAGAAAAGAGUACAACAUUGGUGUCCUAAGACACCUUCAGGUCAUCUUUGGUCAUUUAGCUGCUUCUCGACUGCAGUAUUACGUGCCCAGAGGAUUUUGGAAACAGUUCAGGCUUUGGGGUGAACCUGUUAAUCUACGUGAACAACACGAUGCUUUAGAAUUUUUUAAUUCAUUGGUGGAUAGUUUAGAUGAAGCUUUAAAAGCUUUAGGACAUCCAGCUAUGCUAAGUAAAGUCUUAGGAGGUUCCUUUGCUGAUCAGAAGAUCUGCCAAGGCUGCCCACAUAGGUACGAAUGUGAAGAAUCUUUUACAACUCUAAACGUAGACAUUAGAAAUCACCAAAAUCUUCUUGAUUCUUUGGAACAAUAUGUCAAAGGAGAUUUACUAGAAGGUGCAAAUGCAUAUCAUUGUGAAAAAUGCAAUAAAAAGGUUGAUACCGUAAAGCGUUUGCUGAUUAAAAAAUUACCUCCUGUUCUUGCUAUUCAACUAAAACGAUUUGACUAUGACUGGGAAAGAGAAUGUGCAAUCAAGUUCAAUGAUUAUUUUGAAUUUCCUCGAGAGCUGGACAUGGAACCUUACACAGUUGCAGGUGUCGCAAAGCUGGAAGGAGAUAAUGUAAACCCAGAGAGUCAGUUGAUACAACAGAGUGAGCAGUCUGAAAGUGAAACAGCAGGAAGCACAAAAUACAGACUUGUGGGUGUGCUUGUACACAGUGGUCAGGCGAGUGGGGGGCAUUAUUAUUCUUACAUCAUCCAAAGGAAUGGUGGAGAUGGUGAGAGAAAUCGCUGGUAUAAAUUUGAUGAUGGUGAUGUAACAGAAUGUAAAAUGGAUGAUGAUGAGGAAAUGAAAAACCAGUGUUUUGGUGGAGAGUACAUGGGAGAAGUGUUUGAUCACAUGAUGAAGCGUAUGUCAUACAGGCGCCAGAAAAGGUGGUGGAAUGCUUAUAUACUUUUUUAUGAACGAAUGGACACAAUAGACCAAGAUGAUGAGUUGAUAAGAUACAUAUCAGAGCUUGCUGUCACCACGAGACCUCAUCAGAUUAUUAUGCCAUCAGCCAUUGAGAGAAGUGUGCGGAAACAGAAUGUACAAUUCAUGCAUAACCGAAUGCAGUACAGUUUGGAGUAUUUUCAGUUUAUGAAAAAACUGCUUACAUGUAAUGGCGUUUACUUAAACCCUCCUCCCGGGCAAGAUCACCUGUUACCUGAAGCAGAAGAAAUCACUAUGAUCAGUAUUCAACUUGCUGCUAGGUUCCUCUUUACUACAGGAUUUCACACAAAGAAAGUAGUUCGUGGCUCUGCCAGUGAUUGGUAUGAUGCAUUGUGUAUUCUCCUUCGUCACAGCAAGAAUGUACGUUUUUGGUUUGCUCAUAAUGUCCUUUUUAAUGUUUCAAAUCGCUUCUCCGAAUACCUUCUGGAGUGCCCUAGUGCAGAAGUGAGGGGUGCAUUUGCAAAACUUAUAGUCUUUAUUGCACAUUUUUCCUUGCAAGAUGGGCCAUGUCCUUCACCUUUUGCAUCUCCUGGACCUUCUAGUCAGGCUUAUGACAACUUAAGCUUGAGUGAUCACUUACUAAGAGCAGUACUAAAUCUCUUGAGAAGGGAAGUUUCAGAGCAUGGGCGUCAUUUACAGCAGUAUUUCAACCUGUUUGUAAUGUAUGCCAAUUUAGGUGUGGCAGAGAAGACACAGCUUCUGAAAUUGAGUGUACCUGCUACCUUUAUGCUUGUGUCUUUAGAUGAAGGUCCAGGUCCUCCAAUCAAAUAUCAGUAUGCUGAAUUAGGCAAAUUAUACUCAGUAGUGUCACAGCUGAUACGCUGUUGCAAUGUCUCUUCAAGAAUGCAGUCUUCAAUCAAUGGUAAUCCUCCUCUUCCCAAUCCUUUUGGUGAUCCUAAUUUAUCACAACCUAUAAUGCCAAUUCAGCAGAAUGUGGCAGACAUUUUAUUUGUGAGAACAAGUUAUGUGAAGAAAAUCAUUGAAGACUGCAGUAAUUCCGAGGAAACUGUCAAAUUGCUUCGUUUUUGCUGCUGGGAAAAUCCUCAGUUCUCAUCUACUGUCCUCAGUGAACUUCUCUGGCAGGUUGCAUACUCCUAUACCUAUGAACUGCGGCCCUAUUUGGAUCUGCUUUUGCAAAUCUUACUGAUUGAGGACUCCUGGCAAACUCACAGAAUCCAUAAUGCACUGAAAGGAAUCCCAGAUGACCGAGAUGGGCUGUUUGACACAAUCCAGCGCUCUAAGAAUCACUAUCAAAAAAGAGCAUACCAGUGUAUAAAAUGUAUGGUAGCUCUAUUUAGUAACUGUCCUGUUGCUUACCAAAUCUUGCAGGGAAAUGGAGAUCUUAAAAGAAAGUGGACCUGGGCGGUGGAAUGGCUUGGAGAUGAACUUGAAAGAAGACCAUAUACUGGCAAUCCUCAGUACACUUACAACAAUUGGUCUCCCCCAGUGCAAAGCAAUGAGACAUCAAAUGGUUAUUUCUUGGAGAGAUCACAUAGUGCUAGGAUGACACUUGCUAAAGCUUGUGAACUCUGUCCAGAGGAGGAGCCAGAUGACCAAGAUGCCCCAGAUGAACAUGAAUCGCCUCCACCUGAAGAUGCCCCAUUGUACCCUCAUUCACCUGGAUCUCAGUAUCAACAGAAUAAUCAUGUGCAUGGACAGCCAUAUACCGGCCCAGCGGCACAUCACAUGAACAACCCUCAGAGAACUGGCCAACGAGCACAAGAAAAUUAUGAAGGCAGUGAAGAAGUAUCCCCACCUCAAACCAAGGAUCAAUGAAAUGCACAUAAUUAAUUGGUUCCAUCAAGACUGUGCACCCAGGCCUUACAGUCCAACCUUUUUCUGUGUCUGGCUAAUAUUUAAAACUAGAAAAACUAUUCCUAAUCAUGGAGUGGAGAGUUUAUUCACUGUCUUAUCUGCAGAAAUUUGCUGUCAAUAUAUAACCCGCCUGCAGUGGAAAGUGUAUAGUGUUUUGUAAUAAAUGGCCUGAUGCUAAUGUGUAAAUGGCAAAGGUGUAUAUAGUAUAUUAAUGUUGACUGUUAAUUCUUAAGCAAGAAACUUUUUUCUUGUUGAGAUUCACAGAUCUACAGAAAUUACAAAAGUUAAUUUUCUUGUUAUACCCACUGCACUCUGCAACCAGUGUUGCCUGCCUCAUGGCAGUAGAAUCAGCUCCUUUACAAAAAAAAAAAAAAUAGCAACAACAAAACAGAGCCCAUACAUGUCAGCCACACCAAUAGUUUCAUGUUAAUUCUUUGCCACUGGAGUCAGUUUUGCUAUGAGCAAUGUAAGGCUGGUACCCUUUAAAUUACUUGGUUGAUGUGGAAAAUUGGUGAUGUAACACUGUUCCUAGGUUUUUUUCAUUGCCUUUUUAUUCUGAUACUAGAUUAAUCACUUUGAAGCUAUAGUUAUGCUGUAACAUUUAGCAUGGCUUCACACCAAGUUAGUGUAGCCAAUGAGGAAAAAGUUACCGUAAUGACAGCAGUUGUCCGAGAAGUGACAGCUGUAUUACUCAGAGCUUUUACUUCUUACACCUAGAAUAUUAAAAUAUAAAACAACGGGAGAAAUGUGACAAGCAGGCUGUUUUCAGUUGCACAUACGUUCCUUAUAUAUAAUGUUUGACAGUUCAAUCUCUGGGUGGGAUAAAGAACACUUAAGUAUCAGUAAUGGGAAUUUUAAAAGAUUUAAAACAAAUAUGCAAAAAUUUGCUAUACCAAGAUGCUGGAGCAUAAUAGAAGACUGUAUUUGGUGUGCUUGUUUUAUUUCUUUGGUAGACUUUAUUAGGUGAAUCUUCUGAAACUUUCCUUCUGCUGGAUCCCAGUGACGUGGAAGUCAUCAGAACCCCACGGUACUUGGAGUACCUCUCUGCACCAAGAUAGCUGGCUGAUUUUCUGCUCAGUCACAAUUUUACUUGAAAGCAAGAAUUGUCCUAGCUCCUUUUCCAUUAUUCCAGAAAGUCUAACGUUCAAAGCAGGGUCUAAUUAAAAAAGAAACUACUGGUUAGUUACUAUAAUUGAGAUACCACAAUUUCAGAAUAAACAUUUGAUUAAAAAUAAGGAACUCCUCAGUUAAUACUGUAUUUAAAAGAAUUGGUAACUUGAAUGUGUGUAAUUUUUUGGAACCUGUCUAAAAACCAAAUACCCCUACAAACAGAUACAGCCCACCAUAUUCUAUUUAAAUAUUUUGCUGUUUUAUUUUAUAGAAAUUAUUUUGCUGAAUUCACAAAUAGAAUUUGAUUUAAGAA